Fundulus heteroclitus (mummichog) is the source of this 4760-nucleotide messenger RNA. RefSeq names its product endoplasmic reticulum aminopeptidase 1b (gene erap1b). Lineage: Eukaryota; Metazoa; Chordata; Actinopteri; Cyprinodontiformes; Fundulidae. Gene Ontology annotation, molecular function: zinc ion binding; metalloaminopeptidase activity; peptide binding. Bases 241 to 3057 code for a protein of 938 amino acids. Gene Ontology annotation, biological process: peptide catabolic process; proteolysis. The transcript is spliced from 19 exons. The record is from RefSeq and is a predicted model, not a curated record. Gene Ontology annotation, cellular component: cytoplasm.
UUAUUGGCCGUGAAAAAAAAAUAUUAGGAGAAAACCAGGCGGGUCGUUGCUGUGAUUAAUCGCGAAAAACAACGCGUUUAAAAAACCGGGGAUGCUCCGGUUCGUUACUCGGUCGGACCUAAAGUGCUGACAGCUCUCCCCACCGCUUCCUGCCUGCGCUUAAUUCCUUUCGCUUUCACUCUUGACAAACCGCGAGCAGAGGACGAAACGGUGAGCCAAUUUCCUGCCUGUCUGGUCAGCAUGUUUCCUCUCCUGCUGGCGCUCUUUGUUCCCAUUCUUCCCACAUCUGGAGCUCAGAUCCCAAACCAAGGCCAAGCACAGGAUCCCCCCGUCGCGACGAACGGUCAGCCCUUCCCCUGGGACCGCAUGAGACUUCCCACAACCGUCAGGCCCCUGCACUAUGACCUGACCAUCCACCCGAACCUCACCACCCUGGACUUCACCGGGGUGGUUCGCAUCAGUCUGGACGUGCAGGAAGACGCCGGCGCCGUCGUUCUCCACGCCAAGCAAAUGCGCGUUUCCGGCGCGGUGCUCCUGGCCCCCGAGGGCGUCCGGCCCCUGCGGGUCUUGGAGUACCCUCGCUUCCAUCAGCUCGCCCUGCUGCCAGACUCGGUUCUGACCAAGGGCAGGAAGUACGAGGUGCAGCUGGAGUUUGCCGCCAACCUGUCGGACAGCUUCCACGGUUUCUACAAAGGCAGCUACCGCACCAGCGGCGGGGAGGUCCGGGUCAUUGCGUCCACGCAGUUUGAGGCAACCUUUGCCCGCGGAGCCUUUCCCUGCUUCGAUGAGCCGGCCUUCAAAGCCAACUUCACCAUACGCAUCAUACGCGAGCCGCGCCACAUCGCCAUUUCCAACAUGCCCAAGGUUAAAACAGUGGAGCUGCCGGGCGGUUUGCUCGAGGAUCACUUUGACACCACGGUAAAAAUGAGCACUUACCUGGUGGCCUACAUCGUCUCUGACUUCCUGUCUGUGAGCAAAACGACCAAGCACGGCGUCAAGAUCUCUGUCUAUGCUGUCCCUGAGAAGAUCAACCAGACGGCCUACGCCCUGGAUGCUGCCGUGAAGCUGUUAGACUUCUACGACGAUUUCUUUGACAUCCCCUAUCCCCUCCCCAAACAGGACCUGGCUGCUAUCCCCGACUUCCAGUCGGGUGCGAUGGAGAACUGGGGUCUGACCACCUACAGAGAGACCGGCCUCCUCUUUGAUCCCAACAGGUCCUCCGCCUCCGACAAACUGGGCAUCACCAAGGUCAUUGCCCACGAGCUUGCACAUCAGUGGUUUGGGAACCUGGUGACGAUGGAGUGGUGGAACGACUUGUGGCUCAACGAGGGCUUUGCCAAGUUCAUGGAGUUCAUCUCCCUCGACAUCACCUACCCAGAGCUGCAUGUGGACGACUUCUUCUUGGGCAAGUGUUUCGAGGCCAUGGAGGUGGACUCUCUGAGCUCCUCUCACCCAGUCUCCACCCCAGUGGAAAACCCCACGCAGAUCCAGGAGAUGUUUGAUGACGUGUCUUAUGACAAGGGGGCUUGCAUUCUGAACAUGCUGCGGGACUUCCUGACUCCCGAAGCUUUUGAGAUCGGCAUCAUCCGAUACCUAAAGCGCUACAGCUACCAGAACACCGUGAACAGCCACCUGUGGGAGAGCCUGACUGAUAUCUGCAGCUCGGAUGCUUUGGACGAAGGUCGAAUAAAACACAGAGAAUUCUGCUCUAAACGGGAACUCCAGUCCGGAUCGUCUAAGUGGUACUCUGACGAUGAGCUGGACGUAAAGGCCAUCAUGGACACCUGGACGCUGCAGGAGGGCUUCCCGCUGGUCACUGUAGAGGUCAAAGGUCGGGAGGUCAGGCUGAGUCAGGAGCGUUUCCUGAGGACAGACAAUCCCUCGCUCACUGACGGAUUCCUGUGGCAGAUCCCACUAACGUACAUGACCAGUGCCUCCAACACGGUCCACCGUUUCCUUCUCAAGACAAAGACUGAUGUCCUCUACCUGCCAGAGGACGUGGACUGGGUGAAGUUUAACGUAAACAUGAGUGGCUACUACAUGGUCCACUAUGCCGGAGAGGGCUGGAACUCCAUCAUCAAGCUGCUGCAGUACAACCACACGGCCAUCACUGGCAACGAUCGGGCCAGCCUCAUCCAGAACGUCUUCCAGCUGGUCAGUGUUGGGAAGGUGAGGCUGGAUACGGCCCUGGAGCUGUCCCUUUACCUCUCCAAAGAGACUGAGAUCAUGGCUGUGACCCAGGGCUUCGGAGAGCUCGUGCCCCUUUACAAACUGAUGGAGAAGAGAGACAUGACUGUGCUGGAGAACCAGAUGAAAGGUUACAUCGUGGAUCUGUUCCGGGACCUGAUCGAUCGGCAAGAGUGGAGUGACUCGGGUUCGGUGUCUGAGCGAGUGCUGAGGAGUUACCUGCUGUUGUUUGCCUGUGUCAGGAAGUAUCCUCCCUGCGUAGCCAAAGCCACCCGGCUGUUUAACCAAUGGAAGGAUUCAGAUGGCACCAUGAGCCUCCCUGUUGACAUCACUAUGGCUGUGUUUGUGAUUGGAGCACGGUCACCAGAGGGGUGGGACUUCCUCUUUGAGAAGUACCGUACAUCUAUGCAGAUGUCUGUCAAGAGCCGCAUAAAGUCUGCAAUGACUAUCACCCAUCUGCAGGAUAAGCUCAAGUGGAUGAUGGAGCAGAGUCUGCAUGGUGAGGUGAUGAAGACCCAUGACCUCCCAGACGUGAUUGUCUCCGUUGGAAGGAACCCUCAUGGUUACAAACUGGCCUGGGACUUCCUCCGAGCCAACUGGCACACCCUGAUCAAGAAGUUUGACCUCGGCUCCCACUCUGUAUCGUACAUGGUGACUGGUGUGACCAACCAGUACUCGACCAGGGAGAUGCUUCAGGAGGUGCGGAGCUUCUUCGACUCGCUGACGGAGGAAGCGGGGUCGAAGAUGAGGUGUAUACAGCAGACCUACGAGACCAUUGAGGAUAACAUCCGCUGGACGGACACCAACCUUCCUCUGCUACAGUCUUGGCUGAACAAGCGGCAAAAAAAAGCACCUCACGAAGAUUUAUAGGCUUAGCGGGAGUUGUUUUUUUUUUACCCCCUGUUGAGCAGAAGCUGGCUUGUGGUCCAGCGGUGGAGCCUGAUAGGUGGCUUGGUUGGUGCUUCAAACCUCCACCAACAGAUUCUGAACCAAGCUGGUCUUUAAUCUGGAAUUGUAAAGACUAGUCCAGAUUAAGGAGUACAGUAAGAGGCAAUAUUCUUGGUUCCAAACUAUUACUAAAAUCACUUAGGUGAAAACAGGGUAACCGUCAUUACAUUAUGCAAGCUGCUGCCAGAUGUGAGUCCCUCAUGUACAUGAUUUUAAAUUGCACUGACCCCGCACCUUCUUCCAACCCCAGUCUGUGCAGAUAUAGAGUACCUAGAUAUGUUUGUGCUCUAGCUGCAGGUGAAUUCAGUCACAGUCUGAUGCAAGAUGGUCUUAGAGUCUUCUGCUCAAUGCCAGCAGCCCAAUAAAGGCAAAAGGUCAAAUUUACCCAGAAAUCAAUCAAAGCUGUAUAGUAAGCUAAGAGGGUUUAUCAUUAUUUUAUUAAAUCUAUGAAUGUACUAAUAAUAGAAUGUAAAAAAAAAAAAAAAAAAAUAGGGAAAAAAUGCCUGCGCAAUCUUUAAUGCAGCCCAUAAAAUGUAUUUGCAAGGGUGGACCCUUGACCAGUGCUAAAUGUGUCCAUUUAUGAGUUACUCACAUCAAGCAGAUGCUCCCAUCUUGUAAUGACAGUUAUUUUAUGAUCAGUGACAAUCUCCAAACAUUUUUGCACUAAAAAUAGUAGCUCAUGAGUUUUAAAAAUGUGCUUUUUUUUUCCACCAGGUAUAUUGAAAUAGACCCUAGAAUAUGUUUUCUUUCUGUGAGGAACAAAAAUGCUUCACAUAAAAAAUAAAUCACUGUACUUGAGAAAUAACAGUUUAUAACUUAACGAUUAGGGUUUUUGUCAGAGCCGCAAACACUGUGCCUGGGUAUCUGCUCAGAGUUGCCUCUAUUUGUUUCUGAGCGCGUGUUUUGGUAUAGAAAGGCGUGUUUAUGAUGUAAAGUUGUGCUUUUGUAAAGUAAAAUUGGAUUUAAGCUGCAUUAUUACAGAGGAACGCGACAACAUGCUGUAAAUAAUGUUAAAAUAAAUGCACUGUGCAACAAAUGCUUUAUGAUUGUAAAGCAUUAAAACAAAAAAAAAUGUGAAAAGAAUGAAGAUUGUAGAUUUUUAUUAGGUGAAAACAAAAUGAACUUUUGUAUCUUUUGUCUUCAGUUAACAGGAUUAAAAUAUAUGAAUAACUAUUUGACACAAAAUUGAGUUGUAUACAGAAAUCUAUUCAUAAACUGCUGUUUGUUUCACUGAACGUUUUUCUAUGAUUAGCUGAGAUUUUUACUAUUCAGAGCAUAAGUUAAAUGUGAUUUCCUUCUUUGGGAUUCUGAUCUGUUUUUUUUUUUUUUUUAAACAUUUGUCACUUAAAAAACUGACAAGAAUUUAUGUGGAAAAAAGGUUUUGGGAUUUAAAAGUGAUUAAUAUUUUUCUUUAUAGAAGUGGGGAUAGGCGAAGUUAGUUUCUUAUGUGUAGCAGUCCGCUACUAACAUGCUUUCAUUUUAAAUAAAAACAGUGAAGUUCACGACGCAUUAAAAAAUACAGUUUAAUUCGUAUUCACUGUGUCGUGAUUUUGCAAUGUCAGGCAGGAAAAAAAUGCUCAUUGAAUGAAAUUUUGGAAGAAUAAAGUUUGUUUCAUCUUCAAUAA